UUUUCUGAGGCUGAGGAUAACUGAAUUAAACACAGCCAUGAACUGACAGACGCUUCUAACACUUGAAUACUACCCACAAUCACUACUCUUCCUCUGCCCAUUAACAAAAACCCAUGUCAAUUUCAAUGGCUUUGUUCUCUCCGCCACCAACCCAAUUCCUCCGAUCCCUUUCUUCUAAACCCCAUCUCCUUACCAAACCCACUUCCUUUCUCACACCCAUAAACCCACCCUUUCUUUUCUCUGCUCCAAAAGCCUCCACUGAUAAUGGUGCUGGAAUUUCAGCUGCUGCUGCUGCUGUAGAGGAGCCGAAAGAAGCCGAGCCUAAGGCUGCUGAACCGUCUCCGGCUGCCGUAGAGAGUUCUUUAGGCAGUAAUGGUGCGGUGAAGGACGCAGAAGUCAAGUUAGAAAGCAAAUUUGUGGACCCUAGAUGGAUUGGUGGGACUUGGGACUUGAAACAGUUUCAGAAAGAUGGAAGCACUGAUUGGGACUCUGUUAUUGAUGCUGAGGUAAGGAGGAGAAAAUGGCUCGAGAGCAAUCCGGAAUCUUCCACCAAUGAUGACCCUGUAGUUUUUGACACCUCAAUCAUCCCAUGGUGGGCGUGGAUGAAAAGGUUCCAUCUACCUGAGGCAGAACUACUUAAUGGACGUGCUGCAAUGGUCGGAUUCUUUAUGGCCUACUUCGUGGAUAGCUUGACUGGUGUUGGUCUAGUUGAUCAAAUGGGCAACUUUUUCUGCAAGACACUAUUGUUUAUAGCCGUCGCAGGAGUACUUUUGAUCCGAAAGAAUGAGGAUAUAGAAACUCUAAAAAAGUUGGUGGAUGAGACAACCUUUUAUGACAAGCAAUGGCAGGCAACCUGGCAGGAUGAGACCCCUAGCAGUUCCAAAACAGAGUAGCUAGAAGUUGUUUUGCAUGGCAAUCAUUAAUUGUUGUAUUCAGCUUUUGUUUAUGUUGUUGUAAUUGUGCAUUUGCAGUGUAAUCUUAUAUGCAUUGAUUAAUUAGAUUCUCUUUGGAGUGAAUGCAAAGCUGAUCCUUAGUUCAAAAA
This is a messenger RNA of Ricinus communis (castor bean), 1042 nucleotides long. Its product is annotated as light-harvesting complex-like protein 3 isotype 2, chloroplastic. The transcript has 3 exons. Bases 114 to 893 code for a protein of 259 amino acids. The record is from RefSeq and is a predicted model, not a curated record. Lineage: Eukaryota; Viridiplantae; Streptophyta; Magnoliopsida; Malpighiales; Euphorbiaceae.